CCCUGUGCAACACUCAACAUCGUACCCGCACCAAAGGACGAUGACGAGUUCGGAGGCAACCAAGAAAAUCGGGCUGAAGACGUCGGACGGCGAGGUCUUCGAGGUUGAUUACGAGGUGGCGUGUGAAUCGCUCACCUUGAAAGCCUAUUUCGACGAAGAAUGCGCGGCAAAGGACAACGUCAUACCACUCCCAAUUGUCUCCGGUAGGGCGCUGUCCAAGAUCAUUGUCUACUGCAGGAAGCACCUUGAUCUACGUGUCCGAUCGUCGGCUCCCGGGGAGGAGCAAGCGGUCGAGAAAGAAGGUAUGGACUUUGACAGGGAGUUCGUGAGGGAGCUGAGCGACGAUGAGCUCAAGGAGUUGAUCGUUGCAGCCAACUAUCUCAACAUGAAGGAAUUUCUUGACAUGCUGAACCAGGGAACUGCGGAUCGUAUCAAGAACAAGAGUGUGGCAUACGUGCGUGCCUUCUUUGGGAUCGAAAACGACUUCACGCCAGAGGAGGAGGCUCGGAUUCGGGAGGAGAAUCUGUGGGCAUUUGAGGGCGUGGAAGAAGACUGAGUUUGUGGGUAAAGAAAGGAUUUUGGACUAGAUAUGCAGUUUCCAUUAGAAACUUAGGUUUUUGGGAUUUUGCUGAUUAGCAGGAUGGGUUUUAAUGGCCUGGAUUGCAGAAAUCAUGGGUGUGAAUGUGGUGAUGCAUCUAUGCUUUAUAAUGUUUAGUGAAUGGAAUGAAUUAUGGUUUUUGAAUGUGCUUGAUUAAUUUCAUUCAAUAUUAUUUUUUUUUUGUCUUUUGAGCCUUCA
Messenger RNA from Tripterygium wilfordii, 796 nucleotides. Its product is annotated as SKP1-like protein 1A. Gene Ontology annotation, molecular function: cullin family protein binding. Lineage: Eukaryota; Viridiplantae; Streptophyta; Magnoliopsida; Celastrales; Celastraceae. The coding region runs from base 41 to 556 and encodes 171 amino acids. The record is from RefSeq and is a predicted model, not a curated record. Gene Ontology annotation, biological process: SCF-dependent proteasomal ubiquitin-dependent protein catabolic process. Gene Ontology annotation, cellular component: cytoplasm; nucleus. The transcript has a single exon.